CAGCUGUUGCUCAUUUCACACAGCGUCCAUCCCUCUUGUGCAUUGAGUGUGUGCGUACGUGGGCGCCUGCGCGCGUGUUUGUGCGUGUAUGUGAAGGAGAGACUGUAGAAUCGGUUGCUUGGCGAACAAACGUUAAACCCCAAGUUUGGGUCUGGCAGGAAUUUCAUCCCAGAGGCAGCACAUGGUUCACUGGAGUGCUGUCAGACAGCUGGGAUAAAUGAGGAGAAGGCGGCACUGCUUUUCUGCUUCGAUCCACACAAUCCUGAAGCCGUAGGCUGAUUUGUUUUCUCCAGAAAGGUCCCCAUGACCUUUCCAGGAGGUCAGGAGCAAAGAUGAUGUGUUUGCUGCAUCAGAAAAAGUUAGUUUUCUGCUUCCUGUUUUUGUUUAUCCUGCUUGGGUCCUACAUGAUGCGUUCGAACAUGAAAAUUAUGCUGUGGCCAAAAGACCAAAAGAUUAUCAUCAGCCCUCCCAGCACUGUGACUAAAAGUGUGCAUCACAUAGUCAAAUCUCUAGAGGAACCCAAACCCACAACUAAACCAACCAAGUCCAAAAUCAAACCAGCCGAACCAACACAACCAGACUUCAUUGGAGACAAAUACACCACUGAUGAUCUACCACCAACAAAUUGCCCAAGCAGUAUUCGGAAAAGGCUACUGCAGACUGACGUUGCUAAGAGGUACUUGGCCAAUGUGCCAGUUCUGCAGUGUGCGAAGCAUUUCUCCGAGCCAGAAUACGAGAGGUUACGGCACUAUAACGGAGCUCAUGGAUGGGGUGGCAUUGAUUUGAAACUUCUUCAGAGUUCACUAGCCGUAUUAAACACUUCCGCUAAUCGGCUGAUGUUUGACGACUGGGAGAAAAGACAGAAGAGGUCCCAGUGUAUACGGUGUGCUGUGAUAGGAAAUGGAGGAAUCCUAAAUGGGUCAAAGAAAGGUCAGGAGAUUGACCAGAAUGACUACAUUUUCAGGACAAAUGGUGCCAUUAUUAAAGGCUUUGAGGAGGAUGUCGGCUCACGUACCUCUUUCUAUACCUUCUCCACUAACACCUUGAUCAACUCUUUGAGACGUUAUGCAGACGUAGGAUUUAAAGCCCCACCCAAGGGCAAGGAAACCAAGUACAUUUUCCUUCCUGAUCAUGACAAGGACUAUAUUCUUAUGAAGGCUGCAGCCCUGCAAACACCAACUGAGAAGGGACUUGAUACAAAGCAGUAUUUUGGAGAUUACGUGACUGUAGAGAAGUUUAAAAUGUACCACCCUGAUUUCAUCCGUUACCUCAGAAACAGGUUUCUGCAUUCAAACACUCUCAAUACCAAAUAUAAAAACAUCUACCGGCCGUCCACCGGAGCAGUGAUGCUGCUGGCUGCUUUUCAUACAUGUGAUGAGGUAAAUGCUUAUGGAUUUAUGACACAGGACUACCAAAAAUAUUCAGACCAUUACUAUGACAAUAGCUUUCAUCCAGUGAAAUUCUAUGCCAACCAUGACCUGCAACUGGAGUUGAAACUGUGGCUGGAGCUGCACCAGGCAGGACUGAUAAAGCUCUACAUGCGAACGUGAUUGCAGCGCUCACUCGGACCGAAAUGAACAUACAGCACCACCUGAUCCCUCACAUGAACUGAGCUGUUAUAUACUGACAAAAUGUUGUGCUGUUUAUGGCCUCUGGAUUUGGCCUGGCUAAACUAAAGAGAGUGUUAAUGAAGAAGAAAUGUCCUUUUUUUACUUGUAAAUCUCUUCAGGAAUUGGGACAUCAUUGGAGUUGCAGAGGCAAUAAUUAUAAUAAGAUGCCUUAAUGCAAAGCAGUUUGUUGGCCUAUUGCGCGAGUCUGAGCGUGUGUGCGUGCGAGAGUCUUCAGUGAACAGAGCAAUGUGCAAUGAUGGCUUGUAAUAUAACCCACAAAGUUUUAAUGUCAAUUCGGUCACUGAAUCCCUCUGAAGACCAACCAUUUAUGUUGAGAAACAUUUACAACAACUGUCAAUUGCAAUGUAACUUUACACAAUAACUGAAAAACCAUUGUGGACUAUGUAGGAUACUUUUGCUACCUCUAGGAAAACAGAACUAAUGCUUUGAAGUAGAUUCUCUCUGAUAUAUGACAGCGGUUAAUGAAGUUAAUGUAAAAUGCUACCAAUGUUCUGUGUGGAAAAACCAGCUGAAGUGGUAUUUUUAUAAUUUUAUAAAUGACUAAGCUACCAGGUUUAUCCUGGUACAUGAUUCAGUUUUUGUAAGUAGUACAUUAGUCAUGUAUUUUGCAAUUUCAGCCAUUUAAAACGUGACUCUGUUGAAAUUCUAAUUGACCCUGUUGGAAUUUUUUUCUUUUAAGUAAAUAAAUGAAAACCUUUCUAUCA
Messenger RNA from Tachysurus fulvidraco (yellow catfish), 2335 nucleotides. Its product is annotated as alpha-N-acetylgalactosaminide alpha-2,6-sialyltransferase 2-like. NCBI's taxonomy places the organism in Eukaryota, Metazoa, Chordata, Actinopteri, Siluriformes, Bagridae. The transcript has 10 exons. The record is from RefSeq and is a predicted model, not a curated record. Gene Ontology annotation, molecular function: sialyltransferase activity. Bases 333 to 1550 code for a protein of 405 amino acids.